AUGGCAAAGCAGGAGGAGAUUCUAGCUGAAAAUCAGGAGCACGUUCAAAAGGUGGAGCAGUCCGAACAAGAUGUGAUUUAUCAGACUUACGUGUCCCAAAGUCCGGAAUGGCACCGGAAGAUGACCCGACAGCUCCUCCGCAAGGUGGAUCUGCAUCUGCUACCAUGCCUCAUCGUCAUGUACUUGCUGAACUUUCUGGACCGGAACAAUUUGUCUCAAGCCCGACUGGGCAGCCUGGAGAAGGAUCUGAACAUGAAAGGGACAGACUAUAAUCUCGCGACCAGCAUCCUCUUCGUGGGAUACUUGCUCAUGCAGCUACCAUCCAAUCUCCUCCUCACACGGGUGCGACCUUCGCUGUUUCUGGGGAUCACAAUGGCCAUCUGGGGGGUGAUAUCAGCCUGUCAGGCCGCCACCCAGUCAUUUACAGGCUUGGUCCUCGCUCGAUUCUUCCUUGGCUUCGUGGAGGCCCCGUCGAGUUGGUACACCCGCCAAGAGCUAAGUCAUCGAAUUGCCUGGUUUUACGCUGGAAGCUCCUUGGCCAACGCAUUUGGCGGUUUGAUCGGUGCCGGGGUCCUGGGCAAUCUAGACGGUGCCCAUCACAUAUCAGGAUGGAGAUGGUUAUUCAUUAUUGAAGGCUGUGUCACCGUGGGAAUAUCGCUGGUGUCCAUUCUCCUUCUGCCGAAUUACCCUGCCACCACAUCCUGGCUUGAUGAGACGGAGAAGUUAUAUGCGCAAUGGCGUCUCAUCCAUGACGCGGGAGAAGCCGACGAAGCCAAGUCGAACAAUCUCCGCGAGGCGCUAUGGCUGGUAUUUUCCGACAGGCGCAUCUACCUGUUCAUCUUGCUCCAACACACCUCGCUCCUGUCGCAGAACUUCCAGUAUUUCUUUCCGACGAUCGUCCAGACGCUCGGCUAUGGGAAUAUCGAGACGUUGCUGAUCACCGCGCCGGUUUGGAUUGCCACCUUUAUGGUCUCCCUUCUCGUGACAUGGUCGUCGGGCCGGACGAACGAUCGCGGUCUGCAUAUUAUAUCGUUGAUGCUCGUCAGCGUAGUCGGAUGUGUGAUCUGUACCGCGACUACAAAUAUCGGUGCCAGAAUGCCGAUGGGUGCUGUUUCCGCCUACCAGAUCAUUAUCGCAUGGGUGGCCAAUUCCUUCCCCCGGCCGCUCGUGAAACGGUCUGCAGCGAUCGCGACGGCCAAUAUGAUUGGCAACACGGCGUCCAUCUAUGGCAGUUACAUGUGGCCGUCGUCCGCGGGUCCGCGGUACAUCGCGGGUGGUGGUGCGACGGCCGGUAUCGCGCUCCUAGUCGCGAUCCUAGCAUUUGUCAUUCGGAUGGUACACUCCCGGAUGAAUAGGCGUCUCGACAUGGCCCAAGGGAGCGAUCAAAUUGAAGCUGGCGGGUUGGGAGGACAUCAUACCGGGAUUAGAUACAUCUUGUAG
Aspergillus bombycis is the source of this 1440-nucleotide messenger RNA. RefSeq names its product MFS transporter. Gene Ontology annotation, molecular function: transmembrane transporter activity. The transcript has 6 exons. The record is from RefSeq and is a predicted model, not a curated record. Gene Ontology annotation, cellular component: membrane. Lineage: Eukaryota; Fungi; Ascomycota; Eurotiomycetes; Eurotiales; Aspergillaceae. Gene Ontology annotation, biological process: transmembrane transport. Bases 1 to 1440 code for a protein of 479 amino acids.